AUGGAUGAAGAAAAGUCAAAGCAAAUGCCUAUUCCUUCGAAUGAUAGUAGACGUACAAUUGAAGUACAAUCGAACAAUGUUGUCGUAAGACCAGUCAAAUUAUUACAACAGCGCAUCGUGCAGAAUUUUCUUAUUGUCUGGGUAGAUCCGACCAUCGAUGAAUCGAACAAAGAUUGUCAGAAUUCGAUUUCUCAACUACGUCGUAUUAUCAAUACAAUCUAUUUAUUUACAGAGAUUGAUGAGUGUGUGGAUUUCCUUUCAGAAAUACAUGAUGAAAAAGUACUUAUGAUUGUCUAUUGUACUUUUGCAGAGCAGAUAUUGCCUUGCAUUAAUGACAUGCAGCAACUAGAUUCGAUCUAUAUUUUAUGUAACAAUAAAGCGCAACAUGACCAAUGGAUAGCAGAUUGGUCUAAAGUGAAAAGUGUCUUUACCCAAAUCAAUCAAAUCUAUGAAUCACUUAAACAAGGUGCACGACGAUGUGAUCAAGACUCGAUUUCAUUCAGUAUAAUUUCAACAAAUGAAGUAGCAAACAAAAAUUUGGAUCAACUCGAUUCAUUGUUCAUGUACACGCAACUAUUCAAAGAGAUCGUACUUGAAACUGAAUAUGGCGAACAAGACAUCAUAGAGUUCGCUGAAUACUAUCGUAAUAUUAAUGUUAACAACGAUCAUGUAUCGAAUAACGUCGAUACGUUUAAGCUGGAAUAUCAUGUUCGUUCGCCUAUCUGGUGGUAUACGUCUCAAAGUUUUCUAUAUCCGAUGCUCAAUCGUGCAUUGCAUCUCCAAGAAGUUGAUACAAUUAUUAAAAUAGGAUUCUUUAUCAAAGAUCUUUAUCGUCACAUCGAACAACUUCAUUCUGCACAAAAGGAUGCACUUCAAGGAUGGCUAUUUACAGUGUACAGAGGACAAGUUAUGACAACAGUGGAUUUUGAAAAAGUCCACAAAACAAAAGGAGGACUUAUCUCGUUUAACCAGUUUUUGCCGACGAGCAUCGAUCGAGACGUUUCUAUUAUGUUUGCCGAAAGCAAUCCGAAACAACUAAAUACAAUAGGAAUCCUUUUUGAAAUAACAAUUGAUCAUUCGAUUUCAUCAGUGUCAUAUGCCUCUAUUGACAAGGUUAGUCGCUUUCAAGAAGAAAAAGAAAUUCUUUUCUCAAUGCACACUGUUUUCCGCAUUGGUGAAAUUAAACAAAUAGGCAACAACGAACGAUUAUGGCAAGUGAAUCUCAAACUGACGGCAGACGACGACGAAUUACUUGGUGCCCUCACUGAAAGAAUGAGAGAGGAAACUCGAGGACCAACAGGAUGGUAUCGAUUAGGUACAUUAUUAGCUAAACUAAAUCAAUUUGACAAGGCUGAAAAAGUAUACAUGCUAUUGCUUGAUUCAAAAUCCAACGAUGCCAUAAAAGGAUCUCUCUAUAAUCAACUCGGAUAUAUCAAGCAUUGUCAGAGCGACCAUAGAAUGGCAAUUAUGUUUUACGAAAAAUCAUUUCAAAUCUUCCAAGAAACACUCUCAUCAGAUCAUCCAGAUUUGGCUACUUUCCACAACAACAUCGGUUUGGUGUAUGAAAACAUGGGAGAGUAUUCGAAAGCACUUUCGUUUUACGAAAAAGCAGUUGACAUCUACCAUAAAACUCUGCCUUAA
This is a messenger RNA of Rotaria socialis, 1641 nucleotides long. The record is from the annotation of a GenBank genome assembly. NCBI's taxonomy places the organism in Eukaryota, Metazoa, Rotifera, Eurotatoria, Philodinida, Philodinidae.